AUGGUGAGUGAUGGGGGACCCAGGACUGCAUGGCGCUUUGAUAAGUACAUCGUAGCCCAGCGUAAGGAAGGGGAGGACAUAGAUGAUCUCCUGAAUGCUUUUGAGAAUGCCUGUGAGCUGCACAGGGUUGACCUGGCAGACAUGCUCUGUUUUCUCACCCUCUUACUGGACCCCAAAGCCGUGGUGAUGUACAGCCGAAUGGAAGGGGUGAACGCAGGGGACUACGAACUAUUCAAAAAGGCCCUGCUACACGAGUUUGUGCUAACUCCCAAGAUGUACUGGGAAAGGUUCCGGAGUCAGCACAUUGAUGAGUGCCAGAGAAACGCCACAAUCUGUGAGCCCCAUGGGAACUGCAUCAACAUGCCAGGGAGUUACAUGUGUAAAUGCAGUUGGGGAUUUGGGAAGAAUCAAAAGGAUACGUCUAAGGUCUGCACAGACAUCGACGAGUGCCACAAGACCCCAGAAAUCUGCAGCCCCAAUGUCAUGUGUAUGAACACCUACGGAAGCUACUGGUGUGAGUGCCGGGCCGGUUAUGUCCCCUCCAAUGGGAACACGACCCUGUGCCAAGAGCUCACCUGCCCCCCGCUGCUGGAUGAUGACAACUCUGCCGAAGCCAAGAACCUCCUGGGCAGCUUCCAGGCACAGGUGGGACGUCUCUGCAAGGCGGCGCUGGAGGAGCUGAAGCAGAUGAACUCUCAGAACGCCGAGGGGAAGCUGCAGGAGAAUGUGUCUUUCCUUUCAUGGGGAUUGUGGGAAGGCAUCGCAUCCACCAACGGCACAGAGCUGGGGCUGGCGGUCAGGAAAGCUUGGUACCAGAGCCAGGAGACGGUGACGCUGCAGCAGAGCAAGACGCAGAUGGAAUUAAAGUGGGCCGGAGCCCCAGGGCAGAAAAAUGAAGGCUUCACGCUGGCCGGGCUGCUGACAUACCAGGGGAUGAGCCCCAUCCUGGAUGGUGCUGGGCGGGUGGAGGUGCCCGAGUGGGACGAGAUCGGCCAGACGGGGAAGUGGGCACAGGAGCCGGGGCGGCCCAGCUACCACGUGCUGUCUCCGGUGGUGUCAGCCCUCAUCAGUGACCCGAAUCCCCAGGCACCCGGCCUCUCCGUCAGCAUCUGCUUCAGCCACCCGGUGCCGGAGAACAAGACCGACCUGCGCUUCUUCUGCGCCUACUGGAAGCCUGACAGCAGGCGCUGGGCCACCCAUGGCUGCACCCUGCAGAAAUUGACCACCACCAUCACCCACUGCCAGUGCAACCAUCUGACCAGCUUCGCCGUACUCAUGGCCUUCUACGAGCUGGAGGAAGCGACUCUCAGUUUCAACAUCGUCACCUACAUGGGACUGACCCUCUCCCUGCUGUGCCUCUUCCUCACCAUCCUCACCUUCCUCCUGUGCCACUCCAUCCGCAACAUCAGCACCUCCCUCCACCUGCAGCUCUGCCUCUGCCUCUUCCUGGCCGACCUGCUUUUCCUCACCCAGGUGACCCCCACCGGCAGUCAGGUGGCGUGUGCUGUCAUUGCUGGCCUCCUACACUACCUCUUCCUGGCCUGCUUCAGCUGGAUGUUCCUGGAGGGGCUGCACCUCUUCCUCACCGUCAGGAACCAGAAGGUCGUGAAUUACACCAGCGCCAGCCGGUUCAAGAAGAGAUUCAUGUACCUGUUCUGCUACGGCUUCCCAGCCCUGGUGGUGGCUAUUUCUGCAGCGGUGAAUCCUGACGGCUACAGAACUUCCAAACACUGCUGGCUAAGCCUGGAGAGAGGCUUUCGUUGGAGCUUCCUCGGUCCAGUCUGUGCCAUAAUCCUGAUAAAUAUAACAUUCUUUGCCCUGACCCUGUGGACCCACAGAAACAGACUCUCCUCCUUCAGUGCAGAUGUGUCCACCCUCAGAGACCACAGGUUACUGACCUUUAAAGCCAUCUCCCAGCUCUUCAUUCUGGGCUGCACAUGGAGUCUUGGUCUCCUCCAAGUCGGCCCAGCAGCCAUGGUCAUGGCGUAUUUAUUCACCAUUGUCAACAGCCUGCAGGGAGCCUUCAUCUUCCUGGUGCACUGUCUCCUCAAUCGCCAGGUGAGAGAGGAGUACAGGAGAUGGAUCAAGGGAUUCCAAACUUCCAGCACAAAAUCUCAGACAUCCGAUCUAUCCAUGUCUGCUUUCCCCACCACCAAGAUGGUCAGAGGUCCUGUGCUCUGUUCCAGUACCAGCCUGUGAAAC
Messenger RNA from Chrysemys picta bellii (western painted turtle), 2202 nucleotides. The record is from RefSeq and is a predicted model, not a curated record. Lineage: Eukaryota; Metazoa; Chordata; Testudines; Emydidae.